AUGUUUAUGGCAAGAUCUGAAUACGACCGGGGUAUCAACACCUUCUCCCCGGAGGGACGUCUCUUCCAGGUCGAAUACUCGCUCGAGGCUAUCAAGCUCGGCUCGACGGCGAUCGGCGUCGCAACGUCAGAGGGCGUCGUCUUGGGCGUGGAGAAGCGCGUGACGUCGACGCUGCUGGAGACCUCGUCCGUCGAGAAGAUCGUCGAGAUCGACCGCCACAUCGGGUGCGCCAUGUCCGGGCUGCAGGCCGACGCUCGCAGCAUGGUCGAGCACGCCCGCGUCGAGUGCCAGAGCCACAAUUUCAACUACAACGAGGACCUGCGCGUCGAGAGCUGCACCCAGGCCAUCUGCGACCUCGCCCUGCGCUUCGGCGAGAGCGCCGAUGGCGAGGAGAGCAUCAUGAGCCGUCCCUUCGGUGUCGCCCUUCUGAUCGCUGGCUACGACGAGGACGGCCCCCAGCUCUACCACGCCGAACCCAGCGGUACCUUCUAUCGCUACGACGCCAAGGCCAUCGGCUCCGGAAGCGAGGGCGCACAGGCAGAAUUGCAAAAUGAAUACCACAAGUCCCUUACGAUCGUAGAUGCAGAGACUCUAGUCUUGAAGACGUUGAAGCAAGUGAUGGAGGAGAAGCUCGACUCCAAGAAUGUGCAGUUGGCGAGCGUGACUAAGGAGCGAGGCUUCAGGAUAUACACGGACGAGGAGAUGGCUCAAGUCGUGGAGAGACUACCCGCCAACUAG
This is a messenger RNA of Daldinia loculata, 738 nucleotides long. RefSeq names its product nucleophile aminohydrolase. Lineage: Eukaryota; Fungi; Ascomycota; Sordariomycetes; Xylariales; Hypoxylaceae. The transcript is spliced from 4 exons. Gene Ontology annotation, biological process: proteasome-mediated ubiquitin-dependent protein catabolic process. Bases 1 to 738 code for a protein of 245 amino acids. Gene Ontology annotation, cellular component: nucleus; proteasome core complex, alpha-subunit complex; proteasome core complex. The record is from RefSeq and is a predicted model, not a curated record.